AUGUCCGUAAGCUGUUUGGAUAAAGCCUACAGAAAAUUACUGCUAUCAAAAUACUUUACAAAAGGAUGGGGCAAACCUAACGACAUAUUAAAGCUAUUCGAGUUUAGAAAAAUAAUAUCCCACAGAGAAUCAUGCCAUAAGCUUGUAGACGCUGAUCAUCCUAUAACAAUUCUAACCAAAACCUCUUUGAAAGAUUGCAGUGUAUAUGAUGGUACAUUUCUUAGCCCCAUGGCGAAAUAUCUGCCCAGUAUGAUGUCCAAUAAGGUGAAGCAAGCCUAUUUUCAGUUGGUACUCCCUAAAGUGUGGCUGGAUGAUUUUAAGCCUGUUUGCAUACACCUGGCUGGAACUGGUGAUCAUUUUUUCUGGAGGCGUAGGAAUUUAAUGGCUAAACCUUUAUUAAAACAAGGUAUAGCUUCUGUGAUACUAGAAAAUCCUUUCUAUGGGUUACGCAAACCCACUAAUCAAGUUAGAUCUUCUUUGCAUUAUGUAAGCGAUAUUUUUAUCAUGGGCGGAUGUUGCAUAUUGGAGAGUAUAGCUUUAAUGCAUUGGUUGGAGGGACAAGGUUUUGGACCACUGGGUUUAACAGGGAUUUCUAUGGGGGGUCAUAUGGCCUCUCUAGCAGCCACAAACUGGCCAAAACCUAUUGUGCUCGUGCCGUGUUUGUCGUGGUCCACAGCGUCAUCAGUUUUCACAGAGGGUGUGAUGAGUGAGAGCAUCAAUUGGGAUAUGUUGCAAAGACAAUACGUUUCUAAUGAUAAGUACUAUGACGCUCUAGCUAAGCGAUGUAAUAUAGUCGACAAACCGUUCUGCCACCGGUUAAUGAAAGAAUUUAACGUAGACGAGAUUUGGGAAGACAAAGACAUCAAAACACCUUUUGACUUUCUGAACUUAAUGAACUCUUCCAUGACCAAUAUGCAAAAACACAAAGUGAGCAAACGCGAGGCGAAAAAGCGCGACAAAGAGGCGGUGUGGUUUAUGAGGGGCAUGAUGGACGAGUGCACUCACUUGAAGAACUUUUCUACGCCGGUGGACACCUCACUUAUAAUAGCUGUAUGUGCUAAAAUCGACGGUUACGUGCCCAGGGGCGGACUCUCGGAUUUGACGUCCUUGUGGCCCGGAGCUACGGUCAGAUAUAUCAAAGGGGGCCAUGUCGGGGCGUGCAUAUGGCACAGGAAAAUGUUCAUUAAAUGUAUCGAGGAGGCUUUCGAGAGGGCUAAGGUAAAGCUCGGGCCUCCGGUUGAGCAUUCUCCGUACGUCAUAACAGCUCUGUGUGGCGCCAAAUACUGCUACAGUCCCCCGUGGGUGGUAACCCUGGUUUUUUGGGUGGGCUACUUUAACAGCGCCCUAAACCCGCUCAUCUACGCCUACUUCAACAGGGAGUUCAGAGUGGCGUUCAAGAAAACGCUGCAGAGCUGUUGCCAGAUCACCUCCAAAUUGGUUUGCUGGAAAUGGAGGUCGCGCAGGGAUCAACCUGUCAACUACAGCACCGCUUCCAGCGAGAUGCAUGGCAACAACUAUUUGAGGCCGGAUUUGAGGGCUGAGGCCAUCGCACAGAGGUUUAGUCAUAAUAUUUCCGAAAAUGAGGUUAUCAACUUGCAGAGUGAGGUUGUCAUUUAAAAGGUUUUAUUAAAGGGACGAAAGGUAAGCUCAAUGUUUAAAAUUUUAGUCAGGAAUUUUUUUAUUUGAUUUUAUUCGUUUUAAUAAGAUUACGUCAAUUUUAAAGCUUCAUAUCAGUAGAAUUAAUAGUAUUAAAAUUACCAAGUACACUGAGAUACACAACAAGAGGCAUCAAUUCAAAAAUAGUACUGCUUCGUUAUUUAUUUCUAAUGUCUGUUUUAAAACUACAAAACCAAGUAUUUCAAAUUUGUUGGAUGUUGCAUUGCUACCUUAAAAUUUACCAUGACGCCUUUUUUUGUCUUACUCAGUGUUAUUGUCUUAAUGUGUAUUUUUACAUAUCUAUAAAAUAAAAAUGUGUUUUAAACAUAUCCUUUCACUGACUAAAGCAGUGUUACCAACUUUAAUUGCUAUAUGUAAAUAAAAUAUUUACUUUCAAAUGUAUGUAUACUUGUAAAUAAUAAAAAAAUAUAUUUACUAUAAAAUGUAUACUAAGAAGUAGUAUGAAAACUAGAUUAAAAAUUUAAAUAAGAACACCUCAAAAAGUAUUUUUAUUUGAUAUAUAAACAGGGUAACAAAACAUUGGAUUUGGUUA
Molecule: messenger RNA, 2209 nt
Organism: Brassicogethes aeneus
Lineage: Eukaryota; Metazoa; Arthropoda; Insecta; Coleoptera; Nitidulidae
Source: the annotation of a GenBank genome assembly